ACUCUUCCCAAAGUCACAAAUUUUUCUUCCCCUAUAUAUUGCAUCCCCACAUUCCAACCGACACCCAUUUUCCACUCUCACGAAUCGGUUUCACACUCUCAGUGAAAGCGAAACAGAACACAGAAACUAAGAUGGAGGUGGAAGUGGUGUUACCAAUGGCUGCUCCGGUCGACUUCAACUUCGACAGCAAUUGUUCCUCUCCAUACAUCACCGCUCCUUCAAGCCCUCAACGCUUUGGCAACUUCUUCUUCAGUGCCCCCACCAGCCCCACACGUGGCGCUUCCUCCUUCUUCAACGACUUUCCCUCUUCCCCGGUUUCCUCUGUUCCUUUUCACUGGGAACAAAAACCUGGUGUCCCCAAAUCCAAUGCAAAUGACGAUGAUUUCGAGUUUAAUUUCAGUGGCCACCUCGAUAGACCUUCUCUCUCCGCCGAUGAACUCUUCGAUGGCGGAAAGAUCCGUCCCCUAAAACCACCGCCGCGGCUGCAAUCCCCUGAAUCUCUUUCCCCGGCGACAUCUCCUAGAUCAAAAAUAUCGCAGGGGAAGAAAACGGGUCAGAGAGACUUGGACUUCGACCCAUUUACAGCAGCAAUGAAAGAAACUCGGAGAAGAGAAGAGAAAGAAGAGGAAGCGAAAGAAGAAAAGAGAGGGAGAGAAAGGGUUUCGGGUUCUGGUCGUAAAGGAAGUAGGUCGUUGUCCCCUUUGAGGAUCUCCGACAUAGUGUGUGACGCCGAGGACAAAGGUGUUUCUUCCUCCUCAAGCAACCCCAAACCCUUCUUCUUGUCUUCGAUUCCUUUCACCAAAGGGUACCGUAAAUGGAGGCUCAGGGAUUUUCUUCUCUUCCGUAGUGCUUCCGAGGGAAGAGCCACCGACAAGGACCCUCUUAGGAAAUACGUUGUUUUGUCCAAAAAGGGUGUGGACGAGGAUGUUCGUAACGCCAGCUUCCGGUCCACGGAGAGUUCCGGUUCUGCGUCAAGACGGCGUGGUCCUGUCUCGGCCCAUGAACUGCAUUACACGGUGAACCGGGCUGCUUCUGAGGAGAUGAAGAAGAAAACUUUCUUGCCUUAUAAGCAGGGUUUGUUGGGCUGCUUGGGCUUUAACCCUGGCAUGCAUCACAUUUCUAAGGGAAUUGGCUCUUUGACACGUUCAUAA
Molecule: messenger RNA, 1151 nt
Organism: Abrus precatorius (Indian licorice)
Lineage: Eukaryota; Viridiplantae; Streptophyta; Magnoliopsida; Fabales; Fabaceae
Exons: 1
Coding region: 132-1151 (339 amino acids)
Source: RefSeq, a predicted model, not a curated record